This is a messenger RNA of Pocillopora verrucosa, 1115 nucleotides long. NCBI's taxonomy places the organism in Eukaryota, Metazoa, Cnidaria, Anthozoa, Scleractinia, Pocilloporidae. The record is from RefSeq and is a predicted model, not a curated record.
UAACUAAGAAGUAACCAGAGACAUCGGACAAAAUGAAGAAAACAUCUGUUUGGUGUUUUUUUUCUGUCCUUGUACUGUCUAAGACUGUAUUCUCGAAAAGUAUUUCUGAGAAAAGAAGUGUUCAACCGCCAUUCUUUGCAGGUGGUAGUCCUCCAAAAGGGCUACCUGGUACUUCUCAAGGGAUCGAAAUCGAGCAGACGCUGCCUUAUGAUCCUCCAGGCACUCCACCUUACUUUUUUUCUCUCUUUGAUCCAAGCACCAAUACACCGUUUUAUUCAGCUUACAAAGUUACACCUGCUCAGUCAAAGGACAUUGGGAAAGGAAGAAGGCCGGGUAGAAUACGCUGGAGAGAAGGCGGUGUGGAGAGAGGUGUUCCUGAUCUCAAAAUUGCUUAUAAGGAAGCAAUCGAAAAAAACCGAGAACGUCUUAGAGGAUCACGUCCAAACCAAGAACUAACCAAAGGCCAUUUGAAUCCCUCAGCGAUAAAUUCCUUUAACGAAAAAUUCAUGGACGCUACCUACACAUUUACCAAUGUAGUACCUCAGUUUGCAGCGUCGAACUUUUAUUUGACGAAGUUUGAGACAAAAGUGGAAAAUUAUGCAAAGGACAAUUGUGGCAAGAAAGAUGGAACCCUCUACCUUUUGACUGGCAGAUCAGAAAAUGGCCUUGUCACUAGUCCGGCGGGGAUAGCUGUUAAGGAUUCUACAAAUGUACUUCCUAAGCCCUUUCCGACGGAUACGUUUGUGCAAGGUACAAUAACACUUGUAACUCCUCGUUCUCUGUGGACAGCUGUUUGCUGUAUAUGGCAAGUACCAGGUGAGGAGAAGAAAAGAGCAGAAUCUUUUGCAAUGAUGAGCAACAAUCAAGACAAAAGAUCGAAUGUUCAUCAAACAGAAAUGAGCGUGCGCGAACUAGAGGAGUUCUUGACGACACCACCAGAUGCCAAAGUAAAUUUGUUCCCUGGGGAAGAGGAAUGUCGACCACCUGCGACCUAAGAACUAUCUACAUUACGAAGAGAAUGUCGAUGAGAACAGGCUGUUCAGAGUCAGGUAGAUAAAUUAAUACCCCUGAUUAAUGAGAGACUUGUGAAGAAGUGUCUUCCUCUUUGGCAUAUA